Siniperca chuatsi (mandarin fish) is the source of this 5886-nucleotide messenger RNA. RefSeq names its product gap junction delta-4 protein. Gene Ontology annotation, cellular component: connexin complex. The transcript has 2 exons. The coding region runs from base 1516 to 2799 and encodes 427 amino acids. The record is from RefSeq and is a predicted model, not a curated record. Gene Ontology annotation, biological process: cell communication. Lineage: Eukaryota; Metazoa; Chordata; Actinopteri; Centrarchiformes; Sinipercidae.
UGUUAUUGAGUAUUCUUGGAAUGGUUGUACCUAUUUACUUCUACCUGCGCUUACCUGAGCAGAUGGUAUGUUCCAGUUUAUAUGAGGCUGAAGAGGUAGUUAGUCACUCCUCUAUAAUGGGAGUGAGUGUAGCAGGUUGCUGUAAGGCUGUUUGUUUCAUUUUGGGGUUUUAGUUCCACUUUGAUUUGGUUUUGCUGGACUUUCUUGGAUUGUUUUGUUUUUUUACCUAUGGCCCAUCAUUACUUUAAUAAAAAUCUGCCUUCACUUGUUGUAAAGCUCCACACCCUUUUCAUACUUUCCCAAUGCCAAACAACAUCUACUGCCCUUUAUAUGGAACUACAAUGCCCUGUUUAAAUGAAUUGCAGAUCUAAGUAACGUUCUGUCCUCUGUUACCAAGUCAAAAAUUCAAUUUCACACACUAUUUAUUUUCAACAGCAUCCUUUAUAUAUUCCCAAUGCUAACCUUGCCAUCCAUUCAAAAUGAGCCAUGUGGGAUUCUUACUGUGAGCCAGUAUGGAAGUGCUAAUGACCAUUGAUCUGUAGUGAUUAUGAGCCAAGCCAACUGUCUGUCUUUGGCCAUGUGUCCCACAGGAGACCUUGUCCAUGAGCUAGGGUGGAUGCAGCAUGUGAGAAAGGAACUGAUUUGUCCUCUGUAAAAUCAUUUUAUUAGAGAGAUAUGCACUAUGAUGUGCAUUUGUCGAAGCAAGUUUAGAAUGAAUCAUUAAUCUCAUUUUAUUAAAAAUGGACAGUGUAAAUCUGGUCACGUGAUUGUAAUAUGAAUUUGUGUUGUACUUCAGAUUAAUAAUCAAGAAUAGUUUUAUUUCAUACUUAAAUGACUAUACAGUAGGUCCUUAUCUGUCAUAAACUGGCCUCAGCUGUGGGACAAUACAAUACUCAUGAGAGCUAAUCCACAGUCUGCAUAGCUACAUGUUAUCUUUAUUCAUCAUCGUAGCAGGAAGUGCUUGUAUUUUUAUGGAGCAGCUAGUUUGAACAUGCUUACCAUUGUACUUGAGAACUUAAUACAUCAAUUUAGAGUGAGUAAGCCAGGACGCUUGUUACUCUCCUGUAAGGAUGACCGGCAGCACCAAAAUAUCUCUGCAAUGCCAGGACGGCAACGUGCCUUUGGAAGUGUGUUAAGAAUAGACCCACAAUGGGGCUUGCUCCCGUCUUCUGUUGUCUGAGGACAGACAGUUGUCUGCAGGGGACAGAGGAAGAGGUGAUUUACAUGGUUUACUUAAGUCUUUCAGAGACUUGGGUGACUCAAAUGGAUCAGAUUGGAUUUACCUACAGGGACCUGGCACAUACUCCUUCUAGGAAAGAGAGAGACUGCUGAGGAAGCUUUGUUUCCGUCAAUCUGGAGGUUAUUGUGCUACUGGAAGCCACUGUGUCCCUUGGUUGAAAGAGUAGAGGAGAGGAGAAGUGGCUGGAUAGGGAGUGAGGUGCUGUCUUAAGGGUUUACCUUGUGGCCUGGAACUGGAAGACUAGAAGAUUUUGGAGGGCCUUAAGCAGAGCAAGCAUGGCGGCAUCAAGUGCCUCUGAGGUCAUCUUUAUCUCUGUCAACCACAGCAUCACUUUGAUGGGGAAGUUGUGGCUCAUUGUGAUGAUCUUCCUCCGUAUCCUGAUCCUCCUCUUUGCUGGUUAUCCUCUAUACCAGGACGAGCAGGAGCGAUUUGUGUGUAACACCAUUCAGCCCGGAUGUGCCAACGUGUGCUAUGACCUGUUUUCUCCGAUCUCUCUCUUCCGCUUCUGGCUGGUGCAGCUCAUCACCUUGUGUCUCCCCUACAUCAUCUUUAUCAUCUACGUGGUCCACAAGGUCUCAAAUGGCCUCACCGUGGACUUGAACUCCUCGAGUCACAUCAAAACCUUGCAGCUGUUCAACAUCCACCAGGAGUCAUUCAACAAGACCUCUGUAAACAAGAUGCCUCUGGUGGCUGAGCGAAGGUGGGCCCGGUGCUUCACAGGAGCCUACAUCCUCCAUCUGAUGUUCAGGACGUUGCUGGAGGCAGGGUUUGGGGCAGCUCACUACUAUCUGUUUGGUUUCUACAUCCCUAGGAGGUUCCUGUGCCAGCAUCCACCGUGCACUACCCAGGUGGACUGCUACGUCUCCAGGCCCACUGAGAAGACCGUGAUGCUCAACUUCAUGCUCGGUGUGGCUGCUCUGUCCCUUUUCCUAAACGUGUUGGAUUUCAUCUGCGCCAUCAAGCGCUCAAUGAGGCAGAAGAGCAAGAGGAAGAUGAUGGUGGAGAAGAUUUAUGAGGAAGAGCAGUGUUUCCUUUCAGCCGGAGGAGCCUCCAGAGGAAUGGACCCACACACCUCCCUGGCUCAGCAGGGUCUAGAGGUAGAGGCUGGUCAGACAGGGAGUUUCCGGAAGAGGCAAGGCAGCAAGGGCUCUUGUGGAGGGGGAGCUCUUGCGUUAGAUCAGGAACCACCCUGCCUGGAGCGCUCCUCUCUUUCACCCUUUCCAGGACCUCCAGGCUGCAAUACCAACGGGAACAACGGCUACUCUGUUUCCCAAGAGGAGGCUCCGGAAAGGAAUGGCAGCGAGGUGUCUCUCUGCCCCCCAGAGCCAACAGGGACACCCAAAUCCAUUCGUGUUAGCAAACGCAGUCGACUCAAACCUCCACCUCCGCCCAGACGGGACCUCGGGUCAUCCCCCGGGGGUUCAGCAGGGCCCAUCGGGGAUGUUUCCACAGCAAUCUGUACCAGAAGGGUGGGUCAGUAUAUGCUGGUUGAGCUGGGUAGCAGCGCAGAGCUACAGACCAAUGAUGAUGGGCAAGAGAAAAGAUCAGAGUGGGUGUGACUAUGAGGGUUGGAUUGCUUUAUUUCCAGGUUAUUUUGGAACACAUGAAUAGGACAAAUAGGUGUGGAAGCAGACAUAGAGAAAAACAGACAUAGAGAUACCCCAAGGCUUACACAGUGGCAACAACUGUUGCAGCUGACAUCCAGCCAUGCUCUCUGCCUCAUAUUUGCUGUAAUUUUAUCACACCAUCAGAUCACAUUGCCUUUAAGGAGUGCUAGCUGAGGGAUGCAAAUCAAAGAAUUCAAGUCAGGAAUACAAACUCUCUUAACAAGUCGAGACUGACGGGACACUCUAGCCUUAAGCGUCCUUGAAAAAACCUCAACCUUGAGAAAAUCUAAAAGAGUGCAGCCCACCUGUUUAUUCCCUUGUUGGCUUUACCCCCACCUCCCCAGACACACCUUCCAUAAACAAAGACAGGCCUUGACCUGUCCCACAUAUACAACCCCCUACCUCCCAUCACUGUCACUCUAUAUGAUACCACCAUUGGAGUCCUUCUCUUUUGUGUUUGGGUCAGCGGUGUCGGACAUGGGUAGCCUGUGGGCCCUGUGCUUCGGUGUUUGGGUGACCUUUUGGAAUAAGAGGGUCAGAAAGGCAAAUGAAAGGCUAAGGUGGUGUUAUCAAACUCAUAGAAUAGGGUUCCAUUCUAUGAGGCCCCCGACAUAGGCUCACAAAGCAAUUAUUUUCCCCCAUAGGGGCUCUGUAUUUAUGGAGACAGCUUGUCACUCUAUUUCAGGGCCCCGCGGAGCUUAAGAGGAAUACAAGCCUUAACAUACACUGUCACUAGAAAUAGAGCACAGCGGAGCUCUGCAAAGGAGCAGUGUUGCCUGUUGCCCUUCAGGAUAUCUGCUUUCUGCUUGCUGUGGCUUUGGUUUCACCUUGAUCAAAGCUCAUAUUAAUGUAGGUUAGACACCAGCUUCCACUGUGACACGUCAAUCAUAGACAGUAUAUAUAUAGUGGGGCUGCUGUAAUGUUUAAUUAACUUCUUCUUUUGCUAAAAUGGUUCAAGGUUUUUAGCAGCAGUGUAACCUGUAUUUUCUUGAAAUCUCUGGACUACUGUAUACAAAAUGAGGAGACUACCACAGUAAAUCAGUGGCAUCACAGUUGCAUCUGCUGCUCUUGUGGCUGAGGGGCUGGUCGGUCUCUGUGUAAACGGAUAGCUCUUGAUCUUCCUCCUCUUGUGGUCUCUUUGAAGGUGACAACAAAAGCUCUCUGCCUCAUAUCUCACCUAUCUACUGAGUGCUGAACCCUGACUGUCAUAAAGGCGACCACAAGGGGUUUUCAUCAGACCACAGCAGGUCUAAUGGUGCCGCACCUCCUCCAUACACCCAAUGUUUAGUGUAAAAGCCAAAGCUGGAUUCAGUUACACUUGUGUUUAUUGGUAUUCUGUACUAUAAGGUCUGGGUAGUACCCAAUAAACUUUGUUUAGUGCCUAAUUCUUAUUAUAAGUCAUAUUCUUGCCUUCCAAUACAAUAUCAAAUGAAUUUAUGUUCAGUUUCAUACACUAUUUUAUGUAUUUUCUUUGUAAAGUGAAAGUUUGUUGGAUGUCUUAUGUUUCUAUGUGUUUCACUCAUUGACUCUCAAAUGUGAAGUGAUCUUUCUAUGUGUAACAGUUAUGGCUGUUCAUUAGUGUUAUUGUAUUAUUGUAACUUGGCAAAGCACUUUAUUGUAGCUAUUUUUGUUUGAUCCAGUCCAUUGUGCUGUAGUAGCUUUGCCAACACUGUAGUUUGAAAUCAGAUGCCCUCUAGUGAUGAAAAAUGUUAAAUGCUGCCAUAUAUUGAAUCCAACACUUGAAAUCAAAUGCCCUCUGGCAUUGUGAUGACAGAUUUUGAUAUGUGAAUAUUUGUAUCUUCAUAAAACAUUUUGGUUGUGACACUUUCUUUCAAUUAAUCAAAAACACCUUAAAACCUUUUUCCGCUGCAUUUCCUGUGCUGUAGAUUUUCUAAACAUUGCUGAAGUGGCCUCUGCUGACACCAAGAAGUGCAAUGUCACUUAAAUUGCUGUAUUAAGCAGCAGUUCUUUCAUUUUGUUUAUUUGAGGCUAUCCUGAUUAAUAGUGACCUGUUAGCCACAACAGUAAAUGUGGGACUGCUUGAGAGCCAUGGCACUCAGAUAAAGUUCAGCGACAGAUAAUAAGCCACAGCUCGGAGGAUCUUAUUGAGAGGUUUUGGGGUGUUAAAAUGCCGACAUACAGGUCAGACUGGUAGGGAGGGCCGGGUUAACCUGUUAAGCAGCCCGGGGGCAAAAAUGUAAGCCCCAAUCAAGCCCACCUGGUGUCCUGUCUUGUGUUUACAGUCACUGUUAACCUUUUCAGUAUUAAACCCCGAUCUUUGCCUAAUCUUAACCAAGUCCUUGAGUAUCUAAACAUAGCCAUAAAGAAGUUUAUGCUGAUACUGUAGGAAAAACAAAUGACUAAAGUUGUCAUUGAACUUUUGGCUGAGAAUGUUCAGUUUUUUGCAACUUAGCAGACAUGUUCAUUAAAAAAAAUGCCCUCAUUAUGUUGACAAAAAAUUGAUUUGGGCAGCAUUAUGUUUCUCUUAAAACAUAUUUGCUGUUGCAGAUUAGUGGUAUAUUAAUGUAAUUUCAAGGAGACAGUGUUGGAUAGUUUGAUUAAACACAAACUUACAGAAUAUAAGAAUAUUCACCAUUUAAGAUGUAAGUCCUUUUAGGCAAGAAUGUGGAUUAUUUGUUUGUUCCAUUAAUGUCCCAUUUAGUGUUGCUAUGCACAUUUUGCAGCACUCUCUGCAGUGGUCGGCCCCUAGCAAACCUAAUAAUUGUGAAAAUACAUAUUCCAAUUUUUUUUUCAGGCCCUGUGCAGGUUGCUGCAUGUAAAAUAGAAUGCAGAGAAAUAUAGCGUGCAUGCUGUUCCAGAUGUGCAUGCUGUUCCAGUGUUCCAUGCUACUGAUUAUGCUGCCUGACAGAAAAGCAGCAAGGAGGACAAGUGAAUCAUAGGGGCUGUCACAAUGCUCAUAUGCAGUAGUUGUAUAAUCAAGGCAAGCCAGAGCUUGUCAGAACUGUGUGCAAUCUUAGUAGCUGAUGUUUAAAAGUAAAUCCUCUUCUUGUGAAUUAAAAGCAGAUCUAUUGCAUGUUG